AUGAUACUACAGAAGGGUGGGUCUUCAUGGUGUCAUGGCGCUGACCGUAUUCUUCUUGAAAAAAUAGAGCUGGGUGUAAAGGAGAUUGCUGCUUUUAGUCAGAGGUACCAUUAGACAAGGCGCCAAGAAAUAUGGGGACAGUUCACGCCCGGAGUCUGGAUCCCCUCCCUAUGACAGGGCCUGACUUUGGAGUUCAUGGAGAUGAUGUUGAAUUUGUUGAAGUGCAGCCUGAAAGUAAACAGGAAGUCCUAGAAAACAAAGAUGUUAUAGUCCAACGUGUUCAUAUUGAUGGCCUGGGAAGAACUAAGGAAGAUUUCCUUGGAUAUGAAAUUGCUGAACUCUUUACAGCAAAAAACCUUAUUGAUGUCAUGAAAAAGGCUCAUGAGGCUAGGGAGAAGCUUUUACGUUUGGGUAUUUUUCGACAAGUAGAAGUUGUCAUUGAUACCUGUCAAGAGGAAGAUGCUCUGCCUAAUGGAUUAGAUGUCACCUUUGAGGUUAAAGAAAUGAGAAGGUUAACUGGAAGCUACAAUACAAUGGUUGGAAACAAUGAAGGCAGCAUGGUACUAGGACUUAAGCUGCCUAACCUUUUUGGCCGUGCAGAGAAGCUCACUUUUCAGUUCUCAUAUGGUACCAAAGAGACCUCCUAUGGAUUAUCUUUCUUUAAACCUCAACCUGGAUACUUUGAAAGAAACUUUGCCAUUAAUCUUUAUAAAGUAACUGGACAGUUUCCAUGGAGUUCACUGCGGGAGACUGAUAGAGGUAUCUCUACUGAAAUUAAUUUUCCCAUCUGGAAAACCAACCACACGCUUAAAUGGGAAGGAGUCUGGAGAGAGCUAGGCUGCCUUGCCAGAACAGCUUCCUUUGCAAUUAGAGAAGAAAGUGGGCAUUCACUCAAGUCCUCCAUCUCUCAUGCCAUGGUAAUUGACACUCGAAACUCCACAAUUUUACCUAGACGAGGCUUCCUGUUUAAAGUUAACCAGGAACUUGCAGGGUAUACUGGGGGCGAUGCCAGCUUUCUGAAAGAGGAUAUUGAGAUUCAGUUGAACAGACGCCUUUUUUGGGACUCGGUUUUUUCAGCUUCUCUUUGGGGUGGAUUGCUGAUUCCAAUUGGCGAAAAGCCUUCUUGCAUUGCUGACAGGUUUUAUUUAGGUGGCCCCACAAGUGUGAGAGGCUUCAGUAUGUAUAGCAUUGGACCACAAAGUGAAGGAGAUUAUCUUGGUGGUGAAGCUUAUUGGGCUGGUGGUGUACACCUGUACACUCCGCUUCCUUUCCGGCCAGGGCGAGGUGGAUUUGGAGACCUUUUCAGGACACACUUUUUUCUCAAUGCGGGAAAUCUGUGCAAUCUCAAUUAUGGUGAAGGGCCACAUGCCCAUCUUCAGAAGUUGGCUGAAUGCAUCCGCUGGUCUUAUGGAGCUGGCAUAGUACUGAGACUGGGAAAUAUUGCAAGACUGGAAUUAAACUACUGCAUUCCUAUGGGAGUACAGAGCGGGGACAGGAUCUGUGAUGGUGUCCAGUUUGGGGCAGGAAUCCGAUUUCUGUAAUUAUACCCACAGAUGAAGGCGGAAGAUUCCUGGUGGCAGCAACAAAAACAGAAUUAGACCAUUUCACCUUUUUAUCUGUUUAAUUAUGUCCUGUUCUGAAUUAUGGAAUAAAGCACCAUAUUUUCCCUUA
Polypterus senegalus (gray bichir) is the source of this 1671-nucleotide messenger RNA. It is a transcript of the gene samm50l, whose product is annotated as sorting and assembly machinery component 50 homolog, like. Gene Ontology annotation, biological process: mitochondrial respiratory chain complex assembly; protein insertion into mitochondrial outer membrane. Bases 132 to 1541 code for a protein of 469 amino acids. The transcript has 15 exons. Lineage: Eukaryota; Metazoa; Chordata; Cladistia; Polypteriformes; Polypteridae. Gene Ontology annotation, cellular component: outer membrane; SAM complex. The record is from RefSeq and is a predicted model, not a curated record.